Malaya genurostris is the source of this 3023-nucleotide messenger RNA. RefSeq names its product actin-interacting protein 1 (gene flr). Bases 378 to 2189 code for a protein of 603 amino acids. Gene Ontology annotation, cellular component: cortical actin cytoskeleton. Gene Ontology annotation, biological process: sarcomere organization; actin filament depolymerization; positive regulation of actin filament depolymerization. Gene Ontology annotation, molecular function: actin filament binding. The record is from RefSeq and is a predicted model, not a curated record. Lineage: Eukaryota; Metazoa; Arthropoda; Insecta; Diptera; Culicidae. The transcript is spliced from 4 exons.
AAGUACCGGUACACUUCGCAGACAUCAUUCAUUCGGUCGUUCUUUCGGUCUCGACUGAUGGCCAUGCAACCUGUGCGUUAGAAGAAGAUAGAACGAGCUUGUUAUCUACAUUUCACAAGCAGAAAUUUAUGCCAAAAAAGGAAAAGUUUUCGUGUAUGUCCGCCAGUGCAGCCGAAGUCAGUAAACUGUUUUUGUGUGUGUUGUUACGACUAGCUUAGCAGAAGCAUUGUACGACGCUGGUGACCGUCUGUCGUUUGUUCCGUCAAAUCAGCGAUUAGCGGUUGUUUUACUAAAAAAAAUAAACGGUGAAUUUGUAACCGCUGACACAUCAGGAUUUAUUUCUUUGGUUGGUUGCAAAUUGGUGAUCUCCGGAAACAAUGGCUUACUCGAAUAAAUUCAUCUACGCGACACUCCCUCGAACGCAACGUGGCCAACCGAUCGUGUUGGGCGGUGAUCCAAAGGGUAAAAAUUUUCUCUAUACCAACGGAAACUCGGUGAUUAUUCGCAACAUCGACAAUCCGGAGAUUGCAGACAUCUACACGGAACACUCGUGUCAGGUGAACGUGGCCAAGUAUUCACCUAGUGGGUUCUAUAUUGCAUCCGGCGAUCAGUCUGGCAAAAUCCGCAUCUGGGAUACCGUUAAUAAGGAACACAUACUGAAAAAUGAAUUUCAGCCGAUCGGAGGACCUAUUAAAGAUAUCAGCUGGUCGCCAGACAGUCAGCGAAUUGUGAUCGUCGGCGAAGGUCGCGAGCGGUUUGGCCACGUGUUUAUGGCUGAAACUGGAACAUCGGUUGGUGAGAUUUCCGGUCAGUCGAAACCGAUCAAUUCGUGUGAUUUUCGGCCGGCUCGGCCGUUUCGAAUUAUCACUGGUAGCGAAGAUAAUACGAUCGGUGUUUUCGAAGGACCUCCAUUCAAGUUCAAGAUGACUAAACAGGAUCAUACAAGAUUUGUACAAGCGGUUCGCUACUCACCAAGCGGACAUUUAUUCGCCUCGGCUGGAUUCGAUGGCAAGGUUUUUCUAUACGAUGGUACAUCGUCGGAACUGAAAGGUGAGAUUGGAUCACCGGCUCAUGGUGGUGGUGUUUAUGGUGUUGCCUGGAAGCCCGAUGGAACCCAGUUGCUUACCUGUUCAGGUGACAAAACCUGUAAGUUAUGGGAUGUUGAAUCGCGUUCUUUAAUCAGUGAGUUCCCUAUGGGAACGACAAUUGAUGAUCAGCAGGUAUCUUGCUUAUGGCAAGGCAAUCACGUGCUGUCUGUUUCAUUGUCCGGUUUUAUCAACUACCUCGAUGUAAACAAUCCCACCAAACCGUUGCGUGUGGUCAAGGGCCAUAACAAACCGAUUACGGUGCUCACCCUCAGUGAGGAUCGGAGCACAAUUUAUACAGGAAGCCACGACGGUGCCGUUACCAACUGGAACUCCGGUUCCGGUACAAACGAUCGAGUUGCCGGUGGUGGACAUGGUAAUCAAAUCAAUGCUAUCUGUGCCGCUGGUGAUUUUGUCUAUACGGCCGGGAUCGAUGAUUCAAUCAAACAGAUCACGAUUGAAGGUAACCGGUACAGUUCGGUGGAAUCUAAGUUGAGCUGUCAGCCUCGUGGCAUGGAUAUCCUGAAAGAGGGCAAUAUUAUCGUCGUCGGAUGUGUGAAGGACGUUACCGUCGUUCAGGACAAUCGGAAGGUCUCUUCUGUGCCGAUAAAUUUUGAAUCGAGCAGCGUCAGUAUCAACUCCGAAACACUCGAUGUCGCCGUUGGUGGGAACGACAAUAAAGUGCACAUUUUUGGUCUCGACGGAACGCAGCUUAGCCUAAAAGUUGAACUAGAUCAUCUUGGUCCUGUAACGGACUGCAAGUAUUCGCCAGACAAUAAACUGUUGGUGGCAUGCGAUGCCAACAGAAAGGUGAUUCUGUACAGUGUACCGGAAUAUAAGCCUGCUCACAACAAGGAAUGGGGCUUCCACAACGCCCGUGUCAAUUGUGUAUCAUUCUCGCCAAACUCACAGCUAGUGGCCAGCGGUUCGCUGGAUACCACCAUCAUCAUCUGGUACGUGAACAGCCCAGCCAAACAUACCAUUCUCAAGAAUGCACACCCACAAUCACAGAUCACCGGGCUAGUUUGGUUGGAUAACGAAACUCUGAUCUCGACUGGGCAGGACUGCAACACCAAGGUGUGGCACAUUGAUGCCACUGCCUAAGAUCAUGGCCGGGAUAGCAGCAGAUAAAAACUAAAAAUUACGUGCAGGAAAAUUAUUGUAACCCUGUUUCUUUUUUUCGGUUGGUUUUUUACUCGCAGAAUUAAAAAAGAUGGUAUUAUCAAGCAGUGCUUUUUUGCAACGCACAGUCAACGAAAGAGUAUUUGCGAGAUUAUUGGAACAGAAGUCAUAGCAGAUGUUGAUGUUGUUGUUCGUAAGGAGUAAAUUCAAGUCAGUAUGCUUUCAGUUAUGAAUCGAGCAUUUCAUGUAAUAGCAAUAAAAAUAGUCGUAAAAUGAAAUUGAUUCAACAACAACGGAUGUAUCAUCUUUUCAGUUAAGAUUUUUGAACAGUUUUCUUCAAGUUAUAAUAAUUUAUUUAAAAUAGUAUGUCCCUUCGUAACGAUGACCAUUUUUCGUUUUGUUGUAUGAAUGCUUUAUUAUGAAUCUUUGCGGUUUUGUUUUCAUUAUCCAUUCUAUUAGAAUCUAAAAGAUGUAUUCAAAAGUAUUUCCGUUUUCUGUCCGAACUGAUCACAUUUUUGACACUUUAUAACGCAUUCAAAACCUUUUUAUAAAAAUAACACUAUUGACUGGGAAUGUUUAACCGUUUCUGUUGAAAUGAUGACAGCCUUUGCGGUUUAGUUCAUUUGAUCUUUAUUGUUAAUCUCAGUAAACAAAAAGUAAAAUGCCAAAACAACAUAAAUCAACAUGUCGCAUGUGACGUUUAAUUUUGCUACAAAACCAUUCGUUCAACUGUUCUGCUAUUUCCCUAAAUACUGCCGAAAAUAGUUCUUAGAUUUGCUUAUUCUUUAUGCCUGCUAAACUAUGACAACAGCUACA